Molecule: messenger RNA, 1872 nt
Organism: Musa acuminata subsp. malaccensis (wild Malaysian banana)
Lineage: Eukaryota; Viridiplantae; Streptophyta; Magnoliopsida; Zingiberales; Musaceae
Source: RefSeq, a predicted model, not a curated record
AUGUCGAGCCGCCCAGAGCCUGAGGUACCGCCCGCGGACUCGACGAACGCCCUGCGAGCCCAAUUGCGCCUCUUCAAUCGACGCCUCGACGAAGUACAGCAGGAGGUUCGCAGGUCAAAGGAGGAGCUCGGGGCAGACGGAUACCAAGGAUCAUCGUUCCCACCCGAAAUACAGGAUCAAGUGAUUCCACCACACUUCCGGCUCCCAUCGCUCGACGCCUAUGACAGCGCCGCUGACCCCGCGGAUCACGUGGUCGCGUUUCGCGCUCAAAUGGCGCUGUACGGGACCUCUGACACCUUGAUGUGCAGGGCGUUCCCAACGACCCUAAGGGGACCAGCCCGCACAUGGUACAGUGGCCUGAAGACAAGAACCAUCUCUUCCUUCGACCAGCUCGCCAGAGACUUCGAGCUCAACUUCUUGGCCUACGCCCGUCCGAAGCCGUCCGUGGCGUUGCUCCUCGGGCUCCACCAAAGGGAGGACGAGCCCCUCUCCUACUUCGUAAACCGUUUUACGACGCAGAUCCGAGGACUCUCAGACGCUCACCCUUCCCUAUUGAUGAAGACGUUUAUGAUAAGCUUGCGGCCCUCCAGGUUCUUCUGGUCUCUGGUGGAGCGGCCCCCCACGACGGUGCCCGAGAUGCUCCAGGGGGCGAGCCAGUUCGUUGCCGCGGAGACAUGGAUGGCCGGGAAGCACGAAGAGCACAAGAGGGUCAAGGCAGAGCCGCCCCGGCAGCAGCAACCCGCUGCGUCUCGGCACAGGUUGGACAGAUCCAACCCGCCAACAUCGAGGCCCCCUCUCCCGGCCUUGAACUCGUUCCGAACGGAAAUAUUCCUCCACAUAAGGGAAAAGGGACUGCUCAAAGAGCCUUACCCGAUGAGGAAUCCGCGGGCGCUGGCGGACCAGUCAAAGUACUGCCGCUUCCACAGGCAACAUGGGCACGACACCGAACAGUGUCGGGAGCUAAAGAGGCAGAUCGAGGAGCUCAUUCGUAGGGGACACCUCGGUCAGUACCUCCGACCGGACAAAGAACUUUCACCGCGCCCGGAGGGUCCCAUCGAACGACACAUCGACGUAAUAACGGGCGGUCCCGCAUCUGGCUGGGAUUCCAUGACCGGAAGAAAGGCGUACGUCAGAGCCGCUCCGGCCGAAGCUCCCGGGCAUGGGCCUGAACCCAACGACACCUUCCCGGCCGAGGUGCCCCAACAAGCCGAGCACGACGACGCGCUCAUGAUAUCAGCCAGAAUAGCCAAUGCGCAAGUAAGGAGGAUCAUGGUCGAUACCGGGAGCUCGACCGACAUACUCUACUUCGACGCCUUCCAAAAGCUCGGCUUGCCUAGAGAUAGCAUGAAGCCACUCCUCUCGGCACUCACCGGAUUCACCGGUGAUUCAAUCUCACCACUGGGGGCGAUCACUUUACCAUUGACCCUGGGAGCACCGUCGAAGUCAAAGACGGUGAUGACCACCUUCCUAGUGAUCUACCUCCCCGCUGCAUAUAACGCCAUCCUCGGCCGACCGACCCUCAACAAAAUCAGAGCUGUCGUCUCGGCCUACUACCAAACCGUGAAGUUCCCGACCCACGCCGGAACAGGAGAGGUCGUAGGAAGUCCCGGAGAAUCCAGGCGCUGCUACUUGACCGUCGUCUCGCUACACAAGAGGGCCAGGGUCGAACCACCGUUGGCAGACCCCCGAGAGGCGAAGAAGCCAACCUCCCAUCCCGAGCCGAGGGGGUCCACUAUGGACAUGCCGCUGCAAGAAGGUCGGCCGGAGCAGACGGUCAUGAUCGGGUCGGAGCUACCCGAGCAAAAACGAAGACAGCUCGUUGGCCUCCUACAGAAGAAUGCCGACGUCUUCGCUUGGUCACUUCUGAAAUGA